ACAACGGAUUAGUGCGUCUCUCUCUCUUGUAGAAUGAACACGGCGAAGAUUUCGUUCUUUUCUUGUUCUCCAUUAUAUUGCAAGUUCUUGCAAAAUUAUAAGAUUUAAAUUUGUAUUUUAAUCACAGACAAAAUACAAAGGAGCAGUGCUUGAUAAAACGCGAUCGUGAAUCGACGCAGUGUCAAGAUUUCUUGCGUGAAUAAAACUGCAGUGAUUUUGAAAGAUAUAUUUAAUUAAGAAUUUGUUAUGCCGGUGGAAUUGGAAUCGAUGGCGCCUAUCGCUCACAAAACCAUCUCUCACAAUGGAGGGAAAAUGAAUAAGUUGUGCCGUCAACUCUCGAUCGAAAGCCCGAGCGUGACCGGUCGGGACUGCGUCUUCAGCUUCGAUGUGCCCGUACCGGAUGUGCCAGCGCACGGUGCCCGUAUCCGGGUGAUAUGCGCGGGUGCAUGUUAUCAUCCCCGACGAUCGUCAAGCCUGACCAGUUUGACGUCGGUCUCGAGCGGUAGCAGCCUGGCCGCCGACAUGUCAAUGGAAAGCGACUACCCGGUGUCCCUGCCGCAUCAUGGGCUGCGCGAUGCCGCCCUGUUCCCUGGCUACGAGGUGGCCGGCGUGAUCGAGUCGUUCGGCACCGAAGUGCCCGAGGAUUGCGGACUCGCCGAGGGCGACCGCGUUAUCCUCUAUCCCUACGAUGGCAUUCCCAAUGGCUACGUCGAAUACCUGGUGGUGCACGAACUCAAGUACCUGAUUAAAAUCCCGGACAAUAUGUCGCUCAGCGUGGCGGCUAUGUUGCCAGCUGGGGCGCUCCUCGCCAUGAACACCGUCUUUGCUGCGCACGAACACGUGCAGGCAUUGUUGAAAGAGAGAGGUGAAAAGAGCGUGUGCAAGAUUCUAGUAGUUGGCACAGGUGGUCUUGCUUUGUGGGCUCUUAGAAUUGCGUCGUAUCACUUCAGCAACAUGAGAGAUAGAGUUACUACUACGAUAGCCACUCUUAAAGAUGACGGUCUCCUCAUAGCUCAAGAAUUCCAACGAGUGAGUGUAGUGCAAUGGAACGAAGACCUGUACGAGAAACAGCUGAUCGAGCGCACGAUGGAUGCUUGCGGUGGCCAGGUGGACGUGGUAAUCGAUUUCGGCACAACUUCACGCAACCUCCAUCGCAGCAUGCAAUGUCUCAGCAAAGGCGGCGUAGUGUUCGUGAUUAAGGAGGUCGCCGACCGGCUGUUGCCCAAGUUCAGCCGACGAGCCGAGGAGCGGCAGCAAUCCAUCAGACCGGUGGAACUGGGCACGCUAGAGCAAUUGCGAGAGCUCGUGCAACUAGUCGCUUCCGGUGAGAUUGAACCGCCACCGCACACCGUCUACCCCGCUGAGGAAGCCCUCGAUGUCGUGCAAAAGCUUUGCCAUUCGGAGAUUCAAGGUCGCGCGAUUCUCCGCUUCUACCCCGCGGAUUAGGAGAUUUUUCGCCGAGAAAUUUUCCGCACUCGCGCGGAUUAGGAGACAGAUUCGAUGACGACGACCGAAGAGUCAAGAUGCCGGCCCCGGAAGAACUGUGAUGACGAUUAUGAUGACGUGCGUUUAAAGCUGAAUUGGGCUAUCGUGAAGGAAUAAUUAUUAACGUAUUGACAGCCAGAAUUUAGAUUAGGCGUUGUGACAAUGCAUAUGUCAUGCGGAACGAAGAUAUAAGAACAGGGAAGGGGGGUCUUAAUUGAGUGAAAUUCGACGAUGCGAUAACUUGAAGAGAUUUAAUCUGUCGUAGAUCUCACAGGAAUCACGCGAGAGUUUAUAGGACACCUUGUUACGCAUAAUGAAAAAAACGAUCUCCCGGUUUAUGGUUGAUCAAGCAUUAAUCGUUGACUCGAUAAAUUAUCGUCUUGUAUUAGCAAUGACACAUGCGAAUUAUAUUUGAAUUUUAUCGAGUAUUUUUCGUGUUGCUUUUUUUAAAGUUGCUACCAUCUUUAAAAGAAAGAUCUCAUCGUAUAAUGUAUGAACCAAAGAGCUUUUUCUCGCAGGAGAUUUUUUUCUCGUCGAAAAUAUUUAUUGAUGAAAUGGAGCAGGCUAACUUUCGUUUAUCAUUUGAAGGAUUGACAUCUCUUUCAGGCAACAAGCAACUAGUGAACCGAGAUAAUAUUCAGAUAAUAUGAAAAAAAACAGCGUGACAAAGAAAGACAUUAUCGGAAAAUGAUGCUAUUUUUUAUGAAUGAGUGUCUUGAAAAUUUUUUUAAGUAUCUUUUAAUUUUUUUUUUUUUUAUUAAUGAGUGUCUUGAAUAUUUUUUAUCUAAUGCGUUUUUUAUCAUGACAAAAUCAGGAAUAAUAGUACGAUUUAUGCGUGUUGAGUUUGAUGAAGCGUGCAGGCAAACAAAAUAUUAUAUCUUUAUGGAUCUUUAAACGAAAAUUAUCAAAUACGGAAACAUAAAACAAUACAAUUGUUGUUCGACGCGUGUUUCCUUAGAAUGAGCAUGAAGCUUCGAUAUUAUCGUGCCAGGAUUAAAUAAUAAUGCGCACGCUAAUUUCAACUUCCGUCGAUGUACAUUGAAACUUUUAUGAGUUUCUUUACCAAGUACGGACAAUUACAAAGAAUCAUACUUAUACUAUAGCUGAUAUGAUUACUUAAAGUCGUUGGUACUAGAAAUAGCAAUAGAAAGGUUAAAGGAUUAGAACGACUUGAAAUAAUCAUAUUAACUAUACUAUACAUUGUAAUAUUUACAUAGUUAAUAAUGGCUAUUUAAAAGCCGCUGAUGUAUCUUUAAAAAUGUCAAUAACAUGGAAAGGAUUAAAGCGAAUAUUUUUGCUUAAAACGAAUGUCGGAAGGAUUUUUUUAUGUAACAUAUUUUUCAUCGGUAUCACUGCUGCGUAUGCGAUUGUUGAGGAAGGUAUAUAUUUUUCGUCGCGUAUAUAGAAUAUGUGAUUUGAAACGAGAUUUGGAUUUAAUUUUAAGUCUUUGUUUACGUCAAAUAUGCACCAUAUCAUAGACAGUCUUGUUGAACUCUAUUUGAACGUGACAAGAGGACUGGUUUAUAUAUGUUAACAAUAUAUAAAUUCGAUAUAAACAAGGAAUCUUAGGAUUAGGUAACAGAUCACCGAGUAAAUUAUUCGAUGAGACCGCAAACCAGCGACUAAAUGAUAUUCGUUACGAUGUUAGUCGGCAUUUGCCGCUAUUUUUUCUAUCAUUGUGCAAUAUCGCGACAUUCUUACAAUUAUUUGAAAUAUAUAAAAUCAUUACUUUAUAAUUGCUGCGUUUUUUCGAUAAAUAACGCAUCGACGAAUAUUGUUAGCGCAGUAGAAAAUACUGGUAGGACCCAAACAAGUCCGAUAUUUAUGAGCACACUUCAAUGCAUACUGCAGUGAUAUCGCAACACAAGAUCAAAUAUGUGUAUAUUUAGUGUCAAUUCAGAAUAAUAAUCGGUCAUGCCUGUAUAAGCUUAGAAUAAGUUUUCCGUUAAGCUAAAGAUAGAGCAAAGAUUUGCUCGAUUGUAAAAUGAAAUGUCGAUAUAAUGAGAUAAUCUUAAAAUGAUAUAAAACUCGAUAAAUACAUGUCUACAAAAUUAUAAGAAUGUAAGUGACAAACACUAAGCUGUCCUCGUAAGAUGUGAAUAUAAAAAAAUUAAAAAAUUAAAAAAAAA
Molecule: messenger RNA, 3614 nt
Organism: Camponotus floridanus (Florida carpenter ant)
Lineage: Eukaryota; Metazoa; Arthropoda; Insecta; Hymenoptera; Formicidae
Gene: Drat
Exons: 4
Coding region: 247-1446 (399 amino acids)
Biological process (GO): alcohol metabolic process
Molecular function (GO): alcohol dehydrogenase (NADP+) activity
Source: RefSeq, a predicted model, not a curated record